Messenger RNA from Dibothriocephalus latus, 285 nucleotides. Lineage: Eukaryota; Metazoa; Platyhelminthes; Cestoda; Diphyllobothriidea; Diphyllobothriidae. The record is from the annotation of a GenBank genome assembly.
AUGACGGACGAUUUGCUUUUCGCCCACUUUCGCGCUGGUAUCCUUGACGACCAUUUGCGACGUAAGCUCAUCAAGCGGAAAUCCCUGCCCUCCACCGAACUUUUGUCUCUUGUCCAGGACUACGAGGACCGUUAUGGCCCUUCGCUUACCUCUCGCUGCUUUGCGGCUUCCUUUGCCCAGAGUUCAGAGUCUCGUUCUGUCGCGACUAGGUCAGUGGCAGCACAGACCUAUCGGAAUUUCACUCACCCACCCUGGGGUCGUCAGGCUUCGGUUUCCCAAAUUUCA